ACAGCUGUCGGUGGCACUCAGUCGGCGAGCCUGUCAGUGUGAGGACCGCCGUGUGUGUUACUGCCCCCCCCGGGGAACCAGCCGGUCGUUUCCAUUUCCUCCCUCCAGGCUUUUCCUCGGUGUCAGCUUGUCGCCGCCACGACAGACCCAAGUCCCGGGACAUGGCGCGACCAGAACAAGUCCUGGUGCUAGAGCCGCCACAGGAACUCAAAUUCAGAGGCCCGUUUACAGAUGUUGUCACCGCCACACUGAAGCUCACCAACCCGACAGACAGAAAUGUCUGCUUCAAAGUUAAGACCACCGCACCGCGCCGAUACUGCGUGCGUCCAAACAGCGGCAUCAUCGACGCUGGGACCUCCAUAAAUGUUUCUGUCAUGCUGCAGCCCUUCGAGUACGACCCCAAUGAGAAGAGUAAACAUAAAUUCAUGGUGCAGUCCAUCCUGGCUCCCAGAGACAUGACUGACAUGGAAGGAGUUUGGAAGGAGGCGAAGUCCGACGAGCUGAUGGAUUCAAAGUUAAGAUGUUCAUUUGAGAUGCCUCUUGAAAAUGACAAGGCUCAUGAGAGUGAAAGCGGCAAAACUGUGUCUUUCUCUACCUCUACCUGUGUUAAGACUGAGCUCCCGGCGCUGCCCAAGUCAGCCAGCGCCUCCCUGGAUGACGACGAGGUGAAGAAGAUCAUGGAGGAGUGCAGGCAGCUGCAGAUGGAGGUGCAGAGGCUACGAGAAGAAAACAAACAGAUUCGGGAGGACGACGGCCUGCGGAAGAGAAAGCCCACACAGACGGCUGCUUCUCACCCCGGCACCAUGGCCAGCACAGCCAUGAUGACGAAGGACGAGGGCCUGAGCACCCGCAUCCUCGCUUUGUGCUUGCUCUUCUUUGUGAUCGGAGCCAUCGUGGGCAAGCUGGUUCUUUAGAGACACAGACAUGGCACAGGGACGGAUGGACACCGUGUUUUAAAGGGCACGUACCAAUGACGGCAACGGCGAUGUCUUCUGGGUUUAUGUUGAUCUGUUUGCUUCUUUUCUUAACAUUCGAAAGCUACUGGUCAAGGGGGGGGGGGGGGGUAUCUUUAUUCAACCACAAUUGUACAAUUAUGAUAAAAAACACAGCUGAGUUAAAAACAAAAGUAUGAAUUUCCACUGCUGGACUUAACAGAUUAGUGUUUUUUUUUUUUGUUGUUUUUUUUUUAGGUGCGUCUGACGUUAGAUCAUCUGGUUUAGUAAACACUGUGGUGAACGGGCAACAUUUAACAGAUCUUUGGCGUAGAUUCAGACCCAAAUUAAUAUUGACUUAUCCCUGAAGAACACAGAUAAAUACAUUGAAGAUUAGACCGGGGGGGGUUCCAUAAUUUCCCAGUGAUUCCCAUGAUUGAUGCUGCUAUUGAUGGCGAUCCACUGAUGGUCUUCAGAGCUUAAUGGUGGCUAAUGCUGCUCAAUUGGUACGGAUCUAUUUAUAUUAAGGCAGUAGAAAUCCCUCCAAUCAUUGGGCUCCUCUGCAAGUCUGCCGUUCAUAAAACGAGCCAGUGUCAUUAUGUAUCGCCUCAACUAGCAGCGUGACACGGCCGCUCUACGGCAGCGCCUGCAGUUUUAAAAACACCACAGAACUGACACAAAUAUUAUUUAAUCGGUUUAUUUUUUUCCCCCUUCUUCCUCCUGGUGUUUAUCUGAACGAUGGUGAUGGGCGUCACUGCGUUAUGGGGCCUGAUUAUGACUCUUUCCGCCUCGUGAUUCUGACCAGGAUGUGGGCACCGAGCUCGUCUCACUGCUUUCAAAGAAUCGACAAUUUAAAUUUUCAGCCCCUCUCUUCAAAUGCUGGAUGGGUUACGCAGCGGUUCUGUAGGUCUAAGCAGAAAAUAGCGAUUGAAUUAGAAAGUCAGCCGUUUACUUCCAGUCUGCCCUACAUCUGUAUGUUUCUUACUAAAAAGGUUGUACAGCAGCUGUGCAGAACGCAUUACUAAAGGGUAAAUUGACAGGAGAAUAGCUGAAAAUCACUCUGAUCAGGUGACUAAAACCAGCAGAGGGUUUUUUUAUGAUGGUUAAAUGUUAAUCUCCAGAAGAACUCACAUUGCAUGUUGUUUUCUUGGCGACUAGCGUUUAAGUUCAGGUUUGUGCAAAAAGUCUGGCUAGUAAGUUAAAGGCAGCAUAAAGUUGUCUAAAGGGUGGGAGGGGGGUGUAAAAAGUAAACAACGGAGGGCAGGCCCAAGUUAAAUAACAAGGCUCGGUGAUUUUUUUUUUUUUUAUUUUAUUUUUUUUUGGUCACAGGUUUGGUCGUUUUUUGUUUUUGGUCGUUCACCGCUUCUGAUCUUUUCCUUUCCGUCCAUCUCUGCUUCCUAAAGGAUCUUCCCUCCGCUCGCACCGGUGGCAGGUAGAGGUGCGUGGAAGCGGCUUCACGCUGGCUGAAUGUUUCACUGAUUCUGAAAGUUUCCUCACUCGCGUGUCAGUUCGUCCCGUCAUCACGUCUCUUCCACUAAUUGUCGGGUGAUCCCAGAGGACAGUAGAGCAAAAUUUAAUCAUGGAAAGACUUUUUGUUCUUCUUCCUGAAUGCAAACUUCAUGUACUGUCUUCUAAAGAGUGAUGUGAAAAAUGAUAUAUAUAUAUAUAUAUAAAAAUCUAAAUAUAUGUAUGCUGUAUGUAUGAGCCAGUAGAAGCUGCGUGUGUGUGUGGAUCUUUUAAUGUGACGGGGCUGCAAAGAGUUUCCUGUUUCUAACUGGGGGGGGGGGAUUUCAGCUAUUAAACAUGUCGGUGUCUGUCCAGACCAAGAACUCGAGCUAAAUCUUUGGGCCACUAAUAAAGUUAUGACUCAAUAAAGGAUUAUGAUGAUCAAUUUAAGCUGCACGCUGAUCUAUUGGGAAAAUAAACCCUGUCAUUUAGUUUAAAGCAUCUUUGGCCUGAUGUCUAGAAUCUGCUCCGCAAAGACGACUUCAGGCUGAAGCAGUUUAAGGUUCACAGCAGGUCCUCCAGGUCGAACACAUUUAUAAGUUAUUAGAGUUUAGAAAACCAGUGUUGCCCUCCAUUUUGCUUCUUUUUUUUUUUUUUUUAAGUGAUGUUAAAAUCAAGUGCUCUGCAAGCCAGCAUGACAUAACCCAGAUUACGGUUGCUGCUGAAGUUAUUUAUCCUCAAUGUUGGAAACUUCUCCAACGAGGCCUGUCGUUUAAAAGCAAAAAAAAAAAGGGACCACCUUAAGUCUUGGUUUCAUCGGUUCAGCUCUUUUUCUUUUUGGCUUUCUUCGUCUCCUGCUAUAUCGUCUCGAGCGUCACACGCGGCCGCCUUUUAUCGACCGUGUUUGUUUCCCGGGGCUAAAGAGAAACGUGCGUCUUCGGUUGCCUGAAACGGAUCGGGGCGCCGUGGCCGUCUGUGAGGACUGACCUGUUCAUACGCACUACAUUAAAGGAAAUGAUAACCGCGCUUUAGGCCCACUCCUGCGCUGAUGCAGCCACAGCAGUGUAAUCACACGCCGUCACUGGAUACUCUUUUUUUUGUAUGUACGUAUACUCGAACGUAGUGAAGCAAGAAAAGUGAACAGCCACCAUGGAUCAUGUAGCAUCAUAAUAAAUUACAAUACAUAACCUCCUCCCCCCACCCUUACUGGUUCUUAUUUCUGUGAGUGGAUGUUUUUCCCCUAAUGGAGUUCAGUGUGAGUGACCUGUGUGAGAGAUGAUCAGUAUAAACAUGGUCAUGAUAAGAAGAUACAGAUAUUAAAAGUAUUUGCCCUUGCAGAUUCUGGGUUUUUAGAAGGCAAAUGUUUAAGGUCGUGAAAUAAAUUGUAACGUCAGACAUUGUAAA
Fundulus heteroclitus (mummichog) is the source of this 3782-nucleotide messenger RNA. RefSeq names its product vesicle-associated membrane protein-associated protein B. The transcript is spliced from 6 exons. Gene Ontology annotation, molecular function: FFAT motif binding. Gene Ontology annotation, biological process: endoplasmic reticulum membrane organization. The record is from RefSeq and is a predicted model, not a curated record. Lineage: Eukaryota; Metazoa; Chordata; Actinopteri; Cyprinodontiformes; Fundulidae. Gene Ontology annotation, cellular component: endoplasmic reticulum membrane; plasma membrane. Bases 162 to 914 code for a protein of 250 amino acids.